AUGAGAAUGAAAAGUGAAGAGGGAAGAGAGUCUGAGAGCCUCAUGAGCAAACGAGCACAGAGAGAAAAUCUGCGGCUCAGUUGGCAGGCAGCGGCAGGCCCUGACAAGUAGGAAUGAACUGCAACAGUAGAGGGAUUUGAAGCGCGAUCUUCCCACUAUCGGUCUCCAUCACCCAUGGCUCUUGUUAAGGCCAACCAUCAGCCUCAUGCAGAGUGGCUAACUAGCUUCCCACGGCUCCACUUUCUACAUGACAAUGUCCUUAACAGCAUCAGCAUGCUGUGAGAAGAGAAACAAAGGUCUCAAAUGCAAAAGAAAACACAGCUGAAUAGGUAUUAGAGGUAGUCAGGUGCAAAUACACAGUGCAGAGUCGAUUGUGGAUCAUGCUUCUGAUAAAAAAAAUUAAAAAUGAAAUCUGUCCAGCCAGCCCGUUACUCUCAAUGGAUUCUUUUUCAUGACAAAAAAUCCCUCAGACAUGUCGACAUGUUUAUCUCAGAUCUUAAACAAGUCUUGUCACUUGACCACAUGGUUCAAAUAUACCCUUGAGUCCAUCAUUGUGCCACCUUUGGCCCCUCCAUCUUCCCAUCCUCCAUCCUGUCUCUUCCUGGUCUACCUCUGCUGCCAUCUCUGAACAUGCUGACCCCUCUCCCUGGAGAUCCAGCUGAGAUAAUGUGCAGCUGUUUGCAGAGUGGUGACCUCUGCACAGAUAGAAACACAUACAUGAAAGAGACACGAACCCAACCUGCAGGGAGUUGCUAAAACACAGGCACAUGCAUCUAAACAGUCUCAGCACGACACAAGCUGUCUGUAUCAGCGGAUAAUGUCAUAAAAUUCCUAUAAUCGGAGCAAACUUCAAGCAUCUUGCUAAGUAUAUCAUCUUAAUGUUGAUUAUGUUGCAAACUUUUGAAAAAAAUAAAAAAUAAAAAAUAACAGCAUUGCGAGUUGCUCAACAGAUGCUCCUAUACUUAAGUUUUCAAAAGAGUGGUGGGAAUGGUAAGGAGUUGCUUUCCUGGGGACAUCAGGCUGCAGACUGGUUGGUAGAUUGACAGGACUUUGGAUAUAUACUUGGGCAGAUGGCCAUUAAGUGCUUUAAAAGUAAUGAGUAAAAUUUUGCAGACUAUCGUUAAACAAAUGGUGAGCCGCUGAUUAAAACAAGUGCAUUGUGUUUACUCUGAUUUUGAAGAGAUAAAGGCCUGAAUGAUGAUGGCUUUAUCAUUAAAAGUUAGAUUUGAGCUAUUCUUGGCUACAUUUCUAAGGUGCUCGACCAUGGAAUGUAUGUGGAAUGGAUGCCAUUUGCCUCCUCACUGGGUGAAACCACCUUAAGAACAGCACCCUCUGGUGACAGGCUGCAGUAUAGGUCAUGAAUCCUGCCUGUUAGGGGGGUCAUGUUUUCUAUGGUUGACACUUGAUACAGCCUAUGGGUGCGUGAAGAUUGCGUGACUCAACCCGGGGAUACCCUGUUUGAGCUGAGUGUCGUCACAGCGACUCUCUGCAACUCUCCCGCCCUACAAUGCUAUUGCGCAUGUGGUGGUUCCAGGAAAUGGAGAAAAUCCCAGAAAUAUUGAGAGCAAUUCCGAUUCAAAUUUGUAUAAUGAUGGAAGGCAGAGCCAAGUUGUCCAUAAUAUAUACAGUCUAUGCGCUCAACUGGCUGAGUUUGUUUUUAUGUUUCUCUAAAGUGAGUUUAUUAUUUCAGUAAAUCCCAUAGACUGUAUAAAACAUGGACAGACUCCCGCACUGAUUUCUGGAGUGAGGUUUUAGAGCCUGUGAUGGCAGAUUGCAUGUUGAAAACGGUGAAUGAAUCUCACUUUUGAUCAACCAAGCAGCAUGAAAGAAAUGGAGCUGAGGCGGGUUUUAGCCUCGUGGCAAUUAGCAACAGCCCAGUCACGUCAGUCAACCUGGCUGUGCCCUAUAAUAAGGGGAAUUUAUGUAUGACUUUAACUAUUAUUACCAUAAGGGAUAUGUGAUUAAAAAACUGUUCCUCUCCAGUGUGUAUGAAUAAAUAAGUGUUUCAUGGACUGAAGCUGUUUUCUUAAAAACAGGCUGUAAACAUGUUUGACUUUGCCACAAAAAAAAAAAAAAAAAAAAAAAAAAAGCAUUUAGUUGACUUGGUGGGAAAUCCUUGGCUUUUGCAGUCAGUCCUGACCAGACACUCAACAAACUGUAGUUUUUUCCCACUCUUUCACUGGCUAAAUUUUUCAACUCAGAAGGUUGCCACUUGAUGAACAAUAUGGAGAGGGCCAGUGGAGUCUCAGAGGCAUUGAUGGAGUUUCUUCUAAAUCCUUCUGAACAGACAAGUUAAACUAAAGCUGUAAGUGUGAAGCUGGUGAAAUCUCUGAAUUCUAACUUGUUCCUUGCAAUUCUGACUUUUCUUAAAUUCUGCCUUAUUCCUUAAAAUUCUGACAUUCAACUCCUAUGUCUGACAAAGGAAUAAAUAAAUAAAUAAAUAAUACCAAUUAAAAUUAAAUUAAAAAAGUGAGUUAGGGGUGGUGGGAUGGAUAGGCCAGUUUAAACAGGUGUGUCUUGAGUUUGGAUUUGAAGAGGGGGAGGGAGUCUAUGUUGUGGAUGUGUGAUGGUAAAGAGUUCCAGAGUCGGGGGGCAGAGCGACUGAAAGCUCUGCCCCCCAUGGUGCUGAGGUGAACAGGGGGCACAGUGAGGUGGAGAGAGGAAGAGGAUCGGAGGCGGCGUGAUGGAGUGUGCUGGAUUUGGAUAUUUUUGAGUCGUGAGGAAAAAAAUCAAGUUCUGAGGAAAGGUUAGAAACAUAGGGUUAUGUAAACCUUCUAUUUAAAAGUUAAUAUAUGCCCAGUCCCUCAUCUGCCUUCUUCUUUGCACACAGGAUGGACGAUGCCCAACAACCUCAAACUGAAGCUCUUUAGCCGGCUUUUCUCCUCUGAUCAGGAUCACAGCUGACAAAGGAGGGAAGGAAGAGAAAGGGAACGAGGAGGCGGAGGUGGAGGAAGGAGGAGAGGGCAUCAGGGGAGCUCUCGAGGAACACACAGCGGUUGACUCUGCAGCACCCUUCACAGUCGGAGCUGUCAAUCCAAUUAUGCCCACAGUCUGGCCCAUGAAGGCACACAAACAGUACAUACUCACAAACAGGUACUACUCUCCACCUACACCAACCGUGUACAUCUAUAGGAACAUCUACACACUCCCUGCCUACACACAGACACAUACCUGUGAAGACAGCUCCAGCUGA
Molecule: messenger RNA, 3193 nt
Organism: Xyrichtys novacula (pearly razorfish)
Lineage: Eukaryota; Metazoa; Chordata; Actinopteri; Labriformes; Labridae
Source: the annotation of a GenBank genome assembly